CAACUGGAUUUGCCUUAGCUAUCCCAUUGGUGUGCCAUGAACGGGAUAGCUCUGUGUGAGUUUGUGUGUUUGUGACUGUGCAUGAGGUUUUGCUCUUCAAACUUUCGGACAUGCUUUGUGGCUCAACAUUGCGUCCAAGGCAAAUUCCCUUAUUUAUUGUUUUAUUGUGUGUCCUAAACUGACCUCAUGACAAUGGAUGGUCAUGUCACCACUAGGCCUGACCUUGUUCAUAACCUUUACAAUCCAUUUCAGGGUUCAGAGACCACAUUUUAGCCUUCCUUCCAACAUAUAAUAUUUUGUGUCAAAUUCAAAACAAAACAAAAACAUAGCUAGUUGUUCAACAUCCUUGCGUGUGGUGCGCUUCUUCUAUCCAAGCAUGAGUCUCUGAUGAAGUUAUGGAGUCAGGUUUUGCGGUGUAGUGAGUUGUAUUUGAUGCCCUUCGCAGCAUUAACACACUUGGUUGCGUUGAGUUUCCGCAUGGCUUUUGAGCAUGAGUCAUUUCAAGGUGUUACAUGCUGAUUCAGUGGUGUGAUGCCAGGCCCAUUCACACUACCGGCCAACCCCCAACUAUAAAGAAGGCCAGCAACUUUUUAUUAUCGAUCUUUAUGAGACAGAUGUUUCAAAAGUAAAUACUCCAAAUCUGCAUAAGUCAUCUCUUCAUGUUUGUCUGUGUCAGGUCAGCAAUGAUGUUGGGUAUCUCUGCGUUGACUCAGGUCACCAUCAGAACCUCAGUGGGUUUAUGUUGGACAAUGACAAAGUGCAAAGUUUUCAAAAAGCCAUUUCCAUUGCACCACUAAAUCCAUGUAAACCUGUGUGGCCGGAUGGAUUUGAAUUGUUCACACGAGAGAAACCCAGGCCUGAAGGGAACCUUCCCCUCCUCCCUUUCUUCUUGUCCUCUGGUCUCCUUUGACUUUAGUUUGCGGCAAGUGGUCACUACCAACCUCAGGAAUGGCACUACUCCCAUGUCCACAAUGCCAUUUUGGGCCCAUUCGGGGAGCUGAUGACUGAAGAAGACCUCAACCGCAUUGAGAAGCAAAUAGAAAACCUGCAAGUGAUGCACAAAGUUUCCGAAGUGGAGAAGGAACUGGAGCAACUUGAGCAAGAGCUUCACCAGCUUCUGCCGGUUUCGGCCGCCCUCUCUCAGGGGCAUUUCUCUGUGAAUCCAAAGCAGGUUCAUGGCAAGGCGGAGGAUCUUCCUGCCUGGUGCAGUAAGAUCUCCACUCUGCUCAAGAGUAUGGCGAUUCUUCUCGCCACUCUUGGAGGUAAACAGAUUGACAUUCUGGAUCUUAUAUCUUCGGCAUAUCCUCAAGCAGAAAUCUCAACUGGUGGAUUGCCUCAGUCUGAUCCAGGGGGGUCUGUGAGCAAUGGCUUCAUUGGCAGGUCCCAGUCCUUCUCAACAAGGGAGGAAGUGGAGAAGGAGAUAAAGCAGUGUGGCGUUUCAGUCAAGAACCUCAAAGCUAAUUAUGAAAUCCAGAAUCACUCAUCAGAAAAGAAGCCAAGCAAAGUGUACAAACGUACCAGGUCCCUCCCUGUUGUAAGCGAGUCUGAGAGUCCUCCUGGAUCUGUUGGUGAGGAGCAGAAUCCCUGUUCCUCGGCUGACCCCAUUCUUGCCCUUGCUAAUGGAGACACAGCAUCAGCCGAGGGUGCCACGUUAAAGCUUGUUGAGGAGCCAGUCAUUGUUGCGUCUCAAGCUCCUAUGACGUACACACAAACUGAGAUAAUGCCUCCAUCAAACAUCCAAGAGUUCAACCAGGUUCUCUCAACUGACCCGAUUUUAAAUAAUGACCAGCUAACACGAAGUUUGGAAGUGCAGACUGAUCUUAGCUACGUCCAGGAGUGCAUUGAGAUGAGGAAAGAGAGGAUUGUCUUCCUGUUCCUCGAGCACUGGCGGAAGUAUACCAUCUCCGAAUCCUAUCGGACUAAGUACGCCAGUCGGAGAGGAAGUCAUCUGGACAUAGGCUGGGCGGAGUAUGACCACUUUAGCGGUCAAGUGGGUGUGGAGAUGCAGAGCGAAGAUGACAAACUCCUGCACUUCAUGAAGUCAAAGCAGGUGGUGGGGAAUCUCAUUGGCCACUGGAGGACGAUCAUGAGUCAGGUGCCCACGCGACAGAUUCGAAGGUUGAGUCGUGCACAGAUGAUCUACUGGCCGGAGCAUUUCCUCCCGCACAUCAACGGAUCUCCAGUGAACUAUGAAAGCCUGACACUGGACCUCUUCAUGCUGGGCUACUUUCAGCUGCUGGAAAUGAGCAUGUCCCGAACCGAGCGCAAGUUUCGACACUUGUUGUGUUACGAGAUGUUCGACCGUCUUGGGAGACACAAGUGGGAGGUGAUCCGGCAGUUUCACAAGGAGGUAAUGGAGGACAUUGAGAGAGGGAAAAGAGACUGGGCGGACGGGUUUGAAGACAUCAAGUUGAAGUAUUUUGGGGAUUCAGAUGAGGGAGAAGGUGUGAUGACAGCGUCUCUGCGCUCCGUGGACACGCCCAUUAUCCCACCUGAGACACACCCACCUCCACCGCCGUCUCAUCCACCUCCGCCUCCUCCCACCCAGCCCAUGACUGAACUCUCCUCACAAGAGCCACAGAUGGACACUCCUCAACCAACUCCUCCAGCUGGAGGCCAUAAUGGUGUUUCUGAACAUCCCCCCCUUGUGGAGGAGAAGGUUCUGAACGAGUCAUGUCAACAAGCUGAAGUCCCCAACGGAGCCAGUUCAGAUCCCACUGAAUCAACAUUGAGACCAACACCUGUGCAAAAGGAGAAGGUGGUUAAAAAUGUUCCUCAUGUGAGGUUCAUGGAUGAGCCUCAAGUUGGACUCAGAGAGGAUCCUAAUGAAGACUCCAUCAAGGUGAUCUAUGAGCUGAAAGAGUUCAGUAAUGAGGAGAUCAUAAGAUACAUCGACAGGAGCUUCGCCUUCUGGAAAGAAAAGGAAGCAGAGCUUUUCGACAUCUAACUGAGGUUUUUAAUGGACUGGACUGUUUCGGAUGUAAUGGAAAACGCAUGUAGAUCAAGGAACCUGCACAGAGAAGAAGAAACUAAUCUGGUGCACCUUUUAGACCAUGUCACAUGUGGGACUUAAGUGCAGAGCAUCCACUUAUCUGGACCAACCCUGCUGAGUGGAUGAUACAGAAGCUGAAAAGAACUAAUUGUCAUUGAAUUAAUGCCAUAUUUAAUCGAUGAAAAAGUUAUUUCGCCAUUGACCUUUGGUAGUCUGUUCUGAUCCAUGCGUUGGAAGUUGGUCACAAGGUCACGUCUGUUGUUCCCCCACCUUUUUACAUGUUGAAGAAUUCAACUGGAUGGGUUUGUCCGCAGGAGUGUGCUUAAAUGGAAAACGUCUUUAAGAGCUUUGUUCGGGUUUAAGUUUUCUAAGUAGUUCACAAACAGUUUUGAGACUCUGGCCUCAUUGUAACAAACAGAUUAGCGUGUGCUAAAUAGGAGAAAUAAACCGCACCAUUUCAUUCUUACAGGAGUGUUUGUUUUUAAAAAAAAUGUUGCAGUACUUGUGUUAACUUCUUUCUACGUAUCUAUCUUGGAAAUAAAGUUUGUGGAACUUUUUCUGAUGACAUUUACCAUUUUUAUUGCAGUGCAACGCGUCUGAGGGUGCGCAGUCAAACACUGAGCUCUUAAACCCUCUGCUCUUUUACAAGCCAGCGGGGACACACACUAGUGUCAUAGUGUCUUCAGCAGCGCUCCAGAUUACCUGCAAAUAAACCUUUAAGCACCCCCUGCUGACAUGCUAACUGUGGCUUAUGGGAGUCGUAAGGAGGUUACAGAGACUAUAACUGACUCAGGCCAAGAUUCAGCUUGUCUCAAAUCAGAACAUUUUAAGGCAAAAAAAAAGGUGGAAAAUAAACAGGCUUGUGUAAUAAGGUGUUUCUGCUGACAGCUGUUAUAUUUAUAAUCUAUAUUUAGGAAUAAAUAAAGAUAAAUCAAAUCAAAAUAAAAGUUAAAUAUAUAAAUAUAUGCCUCUGGUCAGCUCUGGUCAACGAAAAAUAUUCAUCACAAUCCUGAAUAUAAAACCAGUUUGUAUCACAAAUUGUCAGCUACCAUGUUGUCAUGAUUUCAAGCUUUUCCGAGUCAUGUCACCGCCUCCAUUUCAAUUCCCAGGGGAUUCAUGAAUUAGAUAUUGUGGAGAUGAUCUUACUGAGAUAAAUGUUUCCCAGUUGAGAGAGUGUAAUGGAUCUUGUUGAGUCCAAGAUGGAUGUCCUGGCUAACUCCGAUUACCGCAUGAGAAAAGAGUGGAUCCAGUUACUGUUUGUGCACGCUGACACGGACAUCGACCAAUAAAACAGUGUCCUGUUCAUUCAGAAAUGCUCUUCUUUUUUUGUUUGUAAAGAGCAGUGAAAGGAUAUUGUGGCUUGUGUUUGCUGUUUUAAGUACAUAUAUCAGAUCAUCAAUGCAGCCUCUCGUGAUGCCUCAGUGUGACCGCUUGUCAUAAAGAAAUGACAUGAGAGAAUUUGUUUGGACAGGACUAAUGCUUCAUUACACCUUUUCUUCUCCCUGCUCCAUUUACCCAACAUGAAUGUAGAGGAUGUCGUCAUCUCUAGUUUCCAUCAGCACGCUUAUUUAUUGAUGUUUGGUUGUCAAGUGGAUGUGGCAGAGCUUUUGUUUCUCUGGAGUGAGAGCCACUUCCUCUCCUAUUCUCCUCUCCUAUCAAAAUAAAACAUCAUCCAAACACAGGAUAUGCAGCACCAAGAACAUACAGGAGAAUACCUUAGAAUAAUUUCAGCUUUAACUCGGGAUGUAACCGGUAAAAAUGGGUUGACGCCGUGAAGCCCACAUCAGAUGUGAUACUUCUCAUUGACUUAAAAGCCCGAACUCAUAAAGGUUCCGUGCCGGGCGGUCUCUCCUGCUGGGGUCCAGUCAUGACGUCCCUUCUCACGAAUGAGUGGAUGAGCAGCAUCAGACCCAGUAAAGCUGGGAGCUACUUCUACAUCCUAAACAUUGACACAAACCGCACCACAGGCAUUUCAAAUGCAGACACCUGCACCCUGGAUGCGCUUACAUUUGAUGGUGUUAUUCUUAAUUUUAUAAUUUAUUUGCAAAACUACCCUUAUUCAUUUUUUAAAUGACUGUGCUUCAUUUGACGGAACACUUAUUCAUUGUUUUGUUUACAAAAUAGAACACUGCUAGACUGUUUAUUUCAGUACAUUUAAGUACAUCUCUGAACAUACAAGCACACCAUGAUAAUUUUAGCCACGAUUUGCUUGACAUGAAACUAACAUUACUUCACUUGGAUCAUGACUGAAAUAUACCAUGGCACACGACUCAUAAUAGAGUAUACUACACUUAUAUUAUUGUGUGCAAUGCUUAGGUUUGAAAUUAAUUUACGGAUCCCUGUUAAACACUGGCUCUCGUGUAAUAAAUACAGUGAUUGGUUUUAAUGUAGAAAUGUGUUGCACAAUUAGAGCAGAAAGCUGUCAAAUAUUACUGACAAGUUUGGUCCACUAUCUCUGUCUCUUCCUUUCUUAUCCGUCCUC
Molecule: messenger RNA, 5474 nt
Organism: Synchiropus splendidus (mandarinfish)
Lineage: Eukaryota; Metazoa; Chordata; Actinopteri; Syngnathiformes; Callionymidae
Product: espin-like protein
Exons: 1
Coding region: 1001-2947 (648 amino acids)
Biological process (GO): actin filament bundle assembly
Cellular component (GO): cytoplasm
Molecular function (GO): actin filament binding
Source: RefSeq, a predicted model, not a curated record